CACGUGUAAUCCUGCUUGCUUGUUCUUCAAAAUGAUGUCGAUGUCUUCUUGUUCAUUUCGCUAAUUGUUAUUUACUAAGCAGUCUUGAACCUCGAGGCCAGAUGAAGCACGUGUGUGUCUACUUGUGAAGCAUCGCAUCUUCUUUGCUCUGGUGCUGCUAGCUCGUCGUGAAAAUGCUGCUUUAAUACGCUGCUUUUUCCAGAAUAUUUUGCUCCUGUGGCUUUGCUAUUUACAAGAUUGUGCCUGAGAGCGAGAGGAGUAUCCGGCUAUCCGCCGGGUCCGGCAUAUCCAUACGCAGAGAAAAUAGUAAUAGGAGAUGCUGUUGCAGUAGUUACGUUGACCUAUGUUUCCAAGACCGGACACCCCAGGGUCUUGGAAAUUCAUCCGACGGAAAGUAGCUGUCACCCGAUCUCCAUCGCUGUUCUUCUACAUCUUUCUUCUUGGAUUCGGCGUUGGGCUGAUCUACUUUAGCUCGAGCUCAACAUCAACAAAGGCGGUAGAGUUAGAGACCACUGAAAAUGGUAAACAGACAAGUACUGCUGUUACAACACCUGUCGGGACGACCGUCUUGUCCAGCAGCAGGGCGACAGUGGUCACACCUCGUCGCCUGAACAUGCGACCGACACGUCCACCGAUCGUGCUGAACGGCGUGCAACACCCGCACACGCAGGCGGCGAGUGCCUGGCUCGACAUUGCCCGAAACACGUCCGGGCUUCGCGAGGACGUCCAUCCGGACGCGGGCGGCAAGCAGCGCGUCACGCUGUUUGUGCUGGUGAAGUCGGCACCGGCGUACAAGGAGCGGCGUGCACUGUGCCGCACGCACUGGCAGUGGCGCAGUGCCGAGAAAAAGACCUUCAUCCCUGGUCUCGUUGCUCAACAGUUUCUAAUUGGCCACUCUGGAAAGGCGGAUGUGGACCAAGCCGUUGUGAAAGAGGCCGUCGAGUUUGAGGACAUCUUGCAGUAUCCGGAUAACGACACGUACCGCCGCCUGCCAUGGAAAGUGCUUUGGGGCAUGAAGUACGUAUCGGAGCACUACAAGUUUGACAUGUUGCUUCUCAUGGAUGACGACUCCUUUGUCAAUUACCCCAUGGCACUUCGCUGGACUGCAUCACAGCUUGCGGAGCACAUCUAUGCCGGCCAACUGGUCGACAUGCACCCGAAAGUGCAGCGCAACAAGAAAGACCAGUGGUAUGUACCGCCGUCAGUGUAUGCGCCGGACGAGUACCCGCCGUACCACUGGGGCGCCGGAUACUUCCUCUCCGCCGACCUCGUUACCGCCAUUGUCCGGGAGUCGACGCACCACGAGAUCCUCUGGAUCGACGACGCGUUCAUGGCCAUCCUGCUGAACGCCACCGGCCUGCACAUCAACCUGCAGGACAUCCGCGUGUACGCCGUGCCCGACUGGGCCAUCUUUCUCUGCUGUGAGCCGUCGCCGCUUGUGCUGGGCUCUCGCAAUGCGAAGAAGAUGGCGCGUGUUGGCACUUACCAGCAGAGCAUGAAUGCUCUGUGUCGAUUCCGCCGCUCCAAACACUGCAAACGUCCGAAAUCUAUUUAACCGCGAAGCAGCCCUGCACGCGCGCCCUUGCAAUGCCCUUGAUUGAUUUCUUUCACUUUACGCCUCCCCCCCUUAUGCUAUGAAAUAUUCCUUCAUCUGCUGACUAGUGUUGAUCCUCUAUGGUAUGAUUGAGAAUAUUUUUUUAAUGGUUCAAUUUUGAUUAUGAUUAUGUGUGUACUAGCGGGCUUGCUGUGUCAGUCCAGGAUAGCUAGCACAUCCUAUCCCCCUUUCCCCUAGUCUAGGUGCUUUGUGCGAAGAAAAAUGGUUUAUUAUAGCCGAGUAUUAGCACUUUUUGUACAUGUAUGUACAAUGUAGAAGCCUUCAUAUUUUGGUCUUUUAUAACGAGACUUACUGUACCUUGC
Sycon ciliatum is the source of this 1917-nucleotide messenger RNA. RefSeq lists its product as uncharacterized. Gene Ontology annotation, cellular component: Golgi membrane. The record is from RefSeq and is a predicted model, not a curated record. Bases 344 to 1555 code for a protein of 403 amino acids. The transcript has 2 exons. Gene Ontology annotation, molecular function: hexosyltransferase activity. Lineage: Eukaryota; Metazoa; Porifera; Calcarea; Leucosolenida; Sycettidae.